GCUCUCGCAGAAGUGGUCUCGCAGAAGUGGUCGAGGCGCUCCCCACGCAGAAUUCGUCGAGACGCUCCCGCAGAAUCAGCCAUUCCAUCGCGGCGGCGCGCUUUUGCUCAAAGCAGCCUGGCAGAGGCUUUGGUUUCUCCCGCGCUCGGCGACUUUCGCUUCAGUCGUAGGCGCCGCAGCCCCUGCAAUGGAGGACGAGGGAGACAACGAGUUCGUGAGCGAGCAGGUCAACGAGACGGUGAAAUCGGCCAUCACGAAGACGCUAGGAAGCAACGUCCAGUACAGCGAGCAGAGGGUCAACGUGUGGUGCACUGCCAUCAUGGACGAGUGCCUCAAGGAGCAGCGCACGGUGCUGCCUCUAUGUGGUCACGUGCAUCAUAAUGCAGAAGAACGGCUCCCCGCUGCACACGGGCCUCGCGCUGCACUGGGACUUCAGACACGAAGACGGACGGCGUCUCCUGCGUCCAGGUGGGCCUCGACACGAUGGACGUCAUCGUCACGGUCUACGCGUGCAUGA
Prorocentrum cordatum is the source of this 517-nucleotide messenger RNA. The record is from the annotation of a GenBank genome assembly. Lineage: Eukaryota; Dinophyceae; Prorocentrales; Prorocentraceae.